This is a messenger RNA of Spea bombifrons (plains spadefoot toad), 4549 nucleotides long. Its product is annotated as alpha-2-macroglobulin-like protein 1. Lineage: Eukaryota; Metazoa; Chordata; Amphibia; Anura; Pelobatidae. The record is from RefSeq and is a predicted model, not a curated record. Gene Ontology annotation, cellular component: extracellular region. Gene Ontology annotation, molecular function: endopeptidase inhibitor activity. Bases 6 to 4376 code for a protein of 1456 amino acids. The transcript is spliced from 36 exons.
CUCCGAUGAGGUGGAUCUUAUCUCUGCUCCUCUGCCUGGGCCUGGGCCUGGCUAAGGAUGAUGGCGUCCCAUAUUUAGGUCUCUUUCUCCCGUCUGACCUCUAUUUUCCGUCCGUGGCGACUUUCUGCUUUCACACCGGCGGAGAUCUCGGUAAAUUCUCAUCUUUGACUGUAAAUCUGGAGACAGACUCCGGAGACACAAACAUCUACCGGGUGAAUGGAGGAAGCGAACCCUUUCACUGCCCUUCCUUCCAGGUCCCGGCACCAUCUGGCACCAAACAAAAAGUGAAUAUCGAGAUAAGAGGGGUCACGCCUGAUAAUAUGUGUCACCAAAUCAUCACCAAGCAAGUGACGAUUCGGGCAAAACGCAACGGGACCUUUAUCCAAACCGACAAGUCUGUCUAUAAACCAGGACAAAAUGUGAGGUUCCGAAUUGUAACACUGAAUCAGGACUUGGAAUCCAGCAACGAGAAGUAUUCGCUGGUAGAGCUCCAAGACCCCCAGAAGAACCGUCUUGCCCAGUGGAAAGAUGUGGCUCCAAACAGUGGUAUCGGGGACCUCUCGUUCCAGCUGUCUCCCGAGCCCUCGCUGGGCAUGUACACAAUCAAAACCGGAGCAACAAGACACUACUUUUCCGUGGAAGAAUACGUACUGCCAAAGUUUGAAGUAAUGAUUCAUACCCCAUCGACCAUCACAAUCUUUGAUACUAAUGUUACUGUGACGGUCUGCGCCCGGUAUACAUACGGACAACCAGUUCCAGGAACCGUGACGUUUGAGAUUUGCCAGAAGAAAGGCUGGUCCUACUGGAGACAGCCAAGGGGUCAGAAACAGAAUCCGUGUUACGUCCAUACAGAAAAGAAUGAUCCGUCAGGCUGCCUUACAGCCGUCGUGGACCUUUCCCACUUCAAUAUACGCGACAACGGAUACAACAGAAGAUUGGAGAUCGAGGCAUCGCUGGAAGAAGAAGGGACCGGAGUGACGAUAAACGCGACAAGAGGGCAAUGUGAAAUCUCAUCUCAAAUCACCAAGCUUUCAUUCAAAGACACCAAGUCCCAUUAUCAAGCUGGAGCCCCCUACAGGGGAAAGCUGGUGUUGCAAUCUUUUGACGGGAAGCCCCUGAGUGGGCAGAAACUGCAUCUCUCUGUCUCCUUGAGUGAAAAAUCCACCAAGGAGACAUUGGUCACAGACUCCAACGGAGAAGCUUCCUUCCAACUGUCCACCUCGAACUGGAGUGAAGGCUCCAUCUCAUUAGAGGCAUCCACAGAUGAAGAAGACGAGGGGUACAAGCGCUAUCACAUCAGCGCUCGAUACGGCAGAGCCUACCUAUAUCUCAAAGACAUCUAUAUGAGCAGCCGUGACUCGGUCUACAUUCACCCAGUGAAGAGCUCGGCUGCUUGCCACGAGAAUGUGACCGUCCGCGUGGAUUACAACCUGGGAGAGAGACCAAAGAGAGAUGUGGACUUCUUCUACCUCGUCCUUGUUAAUAAUAAGAUCUCACUCAGCGGCCGGAGGACAGUAAGGGCUGUUAAUACGGAUAUUUCCGUCUUAUCCGGAACUCUGGAGCUCUCUCUUCCCGUCCGAGAAAUGUCCCCCUCUGGAAAGAUUCUGGUUUUCUCUGUGACGUGUUCAGGCGCCGUGGCUGCUGACACCGCAACAUUACAAGUGUCUCCGUGCCUGAAACAACAAGUGAGUCUUGGAUUCUCCGAGCGUGAGGUCAUCCCAGGUUCUGAGGUCAAGUUGCAUCUCAAAGCCAUGGCAGGUUCCUUUUGUGCGUUGCGAGUGGUGGACAAGAGUGUUGUACUUAUGAAACCAGAGGACGAGCUGACGGAGGCCAAGAUACAGAAUCUUGUAAAACCCGAACCGUCUUAUCGCCCGUAUGAGAGCCUGGACUAUAAAUUUUGCGAAAAUCAAGAGCCCUCAAACUCCAUUUCUAGUACAUGGCUACCUGACAUUUUCCCAGGAUGGCGUCACACUUACUCAUAUCCAGAGAAGAAGAAGGACGUCCAGAACUUGAUCCAGGACAUGGGACUCACCGUACUUACCACCUGGGAUAUCGUGGCUCCAACAACUUGUAGAGUUCAACCCUAUGACAUGAUGCCAGCAAAUUCAAUGAUGCGUUCUGCCCCCAGCGCCACGUUUGCCAGCGUUAUGAAGGCCACGGCCCUUGAAGAUGAUUCUCCGAAUGAAGCAGCCAUCGAGUCAAGUCAAGAAAAAGAAAUCCGGACAUUUUUCCCCGAAACCUGGUUGUUCGACAUACAGCCAAUCCCGUCCUCUGGCAAUGCAGAGAUGGAGCUAAUUGCCCCGGACUCUAUUACGGAAUGGAACGGGCAGAUGUUCUGUACAGGCGCCGGAAGCUUCGCCCUCUCCCCUGCCACCACACUGAAGGUUUUCCAGCCCUUCUUUGUGGGCCUGACCCUGCCGUACUCCGUGAAACGAGGAGAAACAUUCAACCUCAAAGCGACGGUCUUCAACUACUUGCUACAAUGUAUCAAGAUUGUGGUCACCCUCCCUCCUUCUGAAGACUUCCAUCUGAAAGACCCUUCCGGUAGCGACCACACUUUCUGCCUCUGCGCCGGGGAGAAGAGGACCGUCACUUGGCAGGUGACACCCACCAAACUAGGAGAGGUAAACGUUACGGUCGCCUCUCAGGCCGUCAGCAGCCCGGAGCUCUGCAAGGGCCAGGAAAUUGUGCUGCCUGAGAAAGGACGGACGGACGCCCUGACCCAGGCGGUGCUGGUGGAGCCCGAGGGUACGCUGGUGGAACAAACUCACAACGCCCUGCUGAUCUGCGAAGAAUCCUCUGAGUCCGUAGAACGCGUGAAUCUGGAACUUCAUCAGAAUAGCGUUGAAGGCUCAGCAAAGGCUACCAUCAGCAUUUUCGGAGACAUAAUGGGGUCUGCGCUCAAUAACAUAGACGAUCUCCUGACCAUGUCGUAUGGCUGCGGGGAGCAGAACAUGGUGCGCUUUGCCCCCAAUAUCUACAUCCUGAAUUAUUUGGAUAGCUCCCAGCAACUCAGCCCCGAGAUCAACAAAAAGGCCAAGGACUUCUUAAUAGGAGGUUACGAGAGGCAGCUCCAAUACAAACACCGCGAAGGAAGCUACAGCGCCUUCGGAGAGAGCGAUAAGGAGGGCAGCACGUGGCUCACUGCGUUUGUCAUUAAAUGCUUUGGCCAGGCCAGACCGUAUGUCUUCAUAGAUGAAGAUGUUAUCAAGCAGGGCAUUCAAUGGCUGAAGAAACAGCAAAGGUCUGACGGAUGCUUCCAAGCUAAAGGUCGUCUUUUAAACAAUGCGCUGAAGGGGGGUGUGGAUGACGAGGUUUCUCUGACUGGUUAUAUUCUGGCUGCUCUUAUGGAAACUGGAAUGACCCCUCAGGAUGCCAUGGUGGAAAAAGGAAUAAAGUGUUUGAGGAACGCAUCGAUAGAGGACGCCAGCACCUACAAACUGGCCCUCAUGGCAUACGCCUUCACUUUGGCCGACCUUACAGACGCCAGAGCCGACGUUCUUCAGAAACUGUAUAACAGAGCAAUCAAAUCAGAUGGUUUAAUGUACUGGACUCAAGAAUCCAAACCCGAUCCAGAUAUGUACUGGUCCAAACCUAAGUCAGUGGACGUAGAGCUGACGUCUUACGUUCUUCUGACUCUGGCUUCUAAAAAAGAGGCAUCAAAGAUGGAUCUCGGAGACAUGGUGUCCAUCGUACGCUGGUUAUCAAAGCAGCAGAAUGGGAAUGGCGGAUUCUGUUCUACCCAGGACACCGUGGUGGCCCUUCAAUCCCUGUCCAAGUUCGCUUCUUUGACUCAUACUAAAGGAGGGAAUGUGACGGUCACAGUAAUCUCAAAGGAAGGGUUUUGGCAUGAGCGCCAUGUGGAUGACAGUAACCGGCUUAUCCUACAGAAAGUGUCCUUACCCCACAUCCCUGGGGAAUACACGGUGUCCGCAAAAGGCGCAGGUAGCGUCUACGUGCAGAUCACUCAGAGAUAUCACACACCCCCUCCAGAGAAGAAAGCCGCGUUCGAUCUGUCAGUUCAGACAUGGUGUAGGGAGAAAGAUGUCCUGGAAGUCGAGGUGCAGUUCAGGUACCAUGGAGAACGUCAAUCCACCAAUAUGGUUUUGCUUGAACUGAAGGUGAUCUCAGGAUAUGUUCCACAAAAAGAAUCCAUAGAAAAGCUGAAGAAAAACCCGCUGGUGAAGAGAGUAGAAUCUAAAGAAGACACGGUAACAAUCUACAUAGAAGAGGUGACCUCACAGCCACAGACCCUGAUGAUUGCGUCUGAGCGGAUAGUCCAAGUGACUGAUCUGAAACCCGCUGUUUUGAGAAUUUAUGAUUAUUACAUACCAGAUGAUGAGAAGACAAUCACCUACUUGAGCAAUUGUCCUUGAGGCCUGAAACGUUUCUCUAAUGGACACACGGAUCACCUGGACGUCCCGCUCCCAAGCAGGGAAAAGUUAUACUGUUAUCAGUAAACCUAUGUUUUCAGCAUCAAUGGAUUAAAAAUACAUCAGAGAAUGAGUCUGCGACUGGGUGUUUUAUUUGCGGCUUGCGGGUGGAUAGA